AUGAGCUCGUCACGGGCUGAGCUCGAAUCCGUUCACUCACCCGCACCCGCACCCACAUCGGAGCACGACACCGACAAGCAUAUUCGGCACAAACUAUCCAGCUCUGGUGUGGUGGUGAUCAGAGUGUCCGUCUCGGAGAAGUAUAUUGUUUUGAGCCUGGACGAUAAGACCAUCCACGUGUUUUCAGCAGCUGGGGAGCCUAUCGUCGUGUUUCGAGACUAUCCGCAGAAUGCCUGGUCAUUGGCUUUGCGUGACGAUGUUCUCCUCUCUGGCGAGAUAGGCGGUGGGAUUCGGUGCUGGGAUCUGGCCGAGCGGCACCUCAUAGGGAGUCUCCCUGGACACACGGAAACCGUGCGCGCAUUGGGCUUUGCCGACGCAACGACGGCGGUGUCGGCGUCGAAGGAUGCGCUCCUGAAGAUCUGGGACCUGGGCACCGGGUCGUGCCAGGGCACGCUCUCAGGUCACGGAGACUCUAUUCUCGAUCUGGCCGUCGUCGGAGAAUACGCAGAAUCGGCCAGUAAAGACGGGACUGCCAAAGUGUGGAGCCUUCGCGAGCCAAGGAACGUGUCAACCAUGUCUGGCCAUACUGGACCCGUCUACCGCGUCAUCUGUCACAGUGACGGGAUCUUAGAGAGAGUAUAUACCGGCAGUAUGGACCACGAUGUCCGUAUUUGGGAUCUUAGCACUGGACGGCCUCUCGCGGUUCUGAAGGGCCACGAGUCAUUGGUCACCCACAUCUGUGUCAGUAGCUGCGGCAUUGACAGCUCUGCCGUGGUGACUGGCGGUGCCGAUGGGAAUAUCAUCAUCUGGUCGUGGCAGGACCAUUCAAUCCUGCAUAUGAUCUCGAAGGCGCACGAAGGGGCAGUGACCUCGCUUGAUGCAGGGGACGGGCACAUUCUGAGUGGUGGGAGUGAUGGCACCGUCAAGAUGUGGGACUUAAGGACCGGCAAAUUGCAGCGACGUCUAGGAAUGAACACCGAGGCGGUAUGGAGUGUGUCUUUGGGUCGAGGAGCCAGCCAGAGCCAUGCGGCCAUUGUAGCGUCGGCGCAAAGAUCCUCAUCUCCAGUGGGAGAGUCUCAUGAUGCAGUUCUCGAUGUGAGUGAGCCAUGGUCGACCUCUUAUAUCUCCGGAACCCUAAAUCGAAGGGCUAAAAAGCUGACAUGGGAAUAG
Molecule: messenger RNA, 1170 nt
Organism: Cladophialophora carrionii CBS 160.54
Lineage: Eukaryota; Fungi; Ascomycota; Eurotiomycetes; Chaetothyriales; Herpotrichiellaceae
Exons: 2
Coding region: 1-1170 (389 amino acids)
Molecular function (GO): protein binding
Source: RefSeq, a predicted model, not a curated record